Aplysia californica (California sea hare) is the source of this 5743-nucleotide messenger RNA. RefSeq names its product microtubule-associated protein futsch. The record is from RefSeq and is a predicted model, not a curated record. The transcript has 9 exons. Bases 183 to 5159 code for a protein of 1658 amino acids. Lineage: Eukaryota; Metazoa; Mollusca; Gastropoda; Aplysiida; Aplysiidae. Gene Ontology annotation, molecular function: nucleic acid binding; zinc ion binding.
UGUAUAAUGAUGCUCGUUGUUGCUGAUUCUGUUCAACGUGAUGCGUGGUAGAGACACAAAACAUUGGGACAGACCACAGUACUGUGAGAUAGAUAACGUCGGUAAAACUAUCAAAACGUGCAUUGUUAUUCAGUUUUCAUUUAAAUCUGUGCCCCCAAGCAGACUGACUUUGAGGGGCUGGGAUGGACGUGGACAUGGAGAGUGAGUGCGGUUCGUCUGACGAUGACAGCGUGGAUCAGGAAGAGCUGGAGGUGGCCUUGUACAGCCAGAUACACUUCGACCAUGCCGCAGGCUCAGAGGACCCCUGGCUGGCUCACAUCGACGGGCUCGGCAGGAGUGGGAGAAUCACACUUUUUGAGCACCAGUUCUCCUCCCCGAUUCCCGACGUGAUCAAGGUGUCGGAGUCGGAGAGCACUAACUCAUCUGCUAGCGAAGAGAACGACAGCGCGGACGAAAGGUCGAAGCGGCGGAGCCAUGUCAAGAAAACCGUCGGUAAAUCGCGGAUUUCGAAGAAGAAGCGUCACGGUGGUUAUUUUGUGGUUGACAGAACGCCCAAACACAAAGUGUCGGUCAAGAAAAAGUCGGAGAAGCUGCCUGUGAAGACAGAGUUUGCCGUCGUCCCAGAAGACGACUGCUUGCUCACUGAAGUGGAAACCCUGCCCGUGAAAUCGGAACUUCCGUUUUUGAAACUGGAGGGCAUCUCGGCUGACUCGGAGCCCGUGUGCAUCGACAUAGACUUCCCUCCUGUAGGGUCCGAUGUUCCCCUCAUAGGGACCCAGCUACCCUCUACAGAGACAGAUUUGCCGCCUGUGAAGGAAGAGUUGCCGCCUUUGGAGAUAAACUGGACGUUUAUGAAGCCAGAGUCGGGGCUAGUAAAGCCCGAGUCCCUACCUACAGAGACAGAGGAGUUGCCGCCCGUACCCCCGGAGGCGCCCCCUGUAACUGCCGAGUUGCCACGUGAAAAGACGAAGCGGCCCUCUCUUAAGACAAAGCGGUCUUCUGAGAAGACAAAACUAUCCUCUGUAAAUGAAGAGUUGCCCUCUGCUAAGACAAAACAGUCCUCUGUAAAAACAAAGCAGUCGUCUGUCAAUAAAGAAGCAAAACAGUCUUCUGUGGAUAAAGACUCAAAGCGGGCAUCUGUGAAUAAAGACACAAAACAGUCGUCUGUAAAAAAGGAAACAAAGCAGUCUGUAAAUAAAGAAGCAAAGCAGUUGUCUGUGAAUAAAGAAGCAAAGCAGUUGUCUGUGAAUAAAGAAGCAAAGCAGUUGUCUGUGAAUAAAGAAGCAAAGCAGUUGUCUGUGAAGAAAGAAGCAAAGCAGUUGUCUGUGAAGAAAGAAGCUAAGCAGGCAUCUGUGAAGAAAGAAUCUAAGCAGGCAUCUGUGAAAAAAGACACAAAACAGCCGUCUGUAAUUAAAGACACAAAACAGCCGUCUGUAAUUAAAGACACAAAACAGUCGUCUGUAAAUAAAGACACGAAACAGUCGUCUGUGAAUAAAGAAACAAAGCAGUUGCCUGUGAAUAAAGACACAAAACAGUCUUCUGUAAGUAAGGAAGAAAAACAGUCGUCUGUAAAUAAAGACAAAGACACAAAACAGUCUUCUGUAAGUAAGGAAGCAAAACCGUCAUCUGUGAAUAAAGAAGCAAAACCGUCAUCUGUGAAUAAAGAAGCAAAGCCGUCGUCUGUGAAUAAAGAAGCAAAACAGUCUUCUGUGAAUAAAGACACAAAACAGUCUUCUGUUAAUAAAGAAGCAAAGCAGUUCUCUGAAAAAACAAAGCAGUCUUCAGUAAAGAAAGAAAAAAAUCAGGCUUCUCUAAAGACAAAGCCGUCCUCUGUAACUAAAGAGACAAAGCAGUCCCCUGUGAAGACGAAGAAGCCCUCUGUGAAGACGAAGAAGUCUUCCGUAAAAUUAAAAUCUUGCUUCAUCAAAUUAACACGACUCGACGUGGAAUCGCUGGGCUUGCCUGUGACACUAGAACCACCCGCUGUGCCAGACUCGGAGGUAACCGACAGCCGUGCUGCGGGCCUGAUUCGAUUCAUGGCUCGGAGAAGAAGUAGCACCGCUACCGCCAUGAACGAGGAAGAGCUGGAUCAAGAUGAAACACUGCAGGCGCUGUUGUCUUCGAGCGAUGGUUCCCCCCAGAGUCGCGGGGGUGCUUCGCCGGCUGCCCGAGGCCAGAGAGAGUUCCCUAAGCCAGGGCCGUUCAUCAAACUGACGAAGCCCGACGAGUCUGAGCGGCCGACGAGGAAGGACAAAAAAGCUGUGACCAAACUGCAAGUUUCCGUGAGGCCCAGACAGCCCCCGGUCCGUCUCCGGAAGCCGCAGACGCUGAACGUCGUGUACCGGCAAGACAGUGACACCAACACGGACUACAGCGACAGCGAGGAGAGUGUCAUGUCGGUGGCCCCGCUCAGGUCUUUCAAGAGCAAGUCCCGCAUUUCUCCGAUACAGGGGAGUGGGAGCAAAGCUGCCGCCGUUCCCGCCAAGCCGUCUAAAAAGUCAGAAACAAAUUUGGGUGAUAGCGUUAACACCAGCACAUGUUCUCCUGAGGAGGAUAGGCAAAGUCCUGAAAGCUGUGAAGAAAAAGCUGUGAAAAGGGAAAAAAUCGGUGCCGCUGCUGCUGUCGAAAACAAGCCGAUCGACGAUGACAUGGACGAUGUAAAAGAAAUUCUUGUCGAUGAACCGUCUGUUUGUGAUGUGUCUUCUGAGAGUGGGAAUGAUGUUAGGGAGGAGGAGGAGGAUGUACAGGUGUUGGAAGACGUCAAGGAUGAGGCAGCGGUCUGUGAUGUGUCGUCUGACAGUGGCAGUGAGAAUGUGCCGGUGCAAGGAGAGGUACAGGUAGUGGAAGAGAUGAAGGAGGAGAAGGAAGGAGUGGUACUUGUGUUAGAUGAUGAUUUAAAAGAGGAGGAGGAGGAGGAAGAGGGAGAGGUGCAGGUAGUAGAAGAGGUGAAGGAGGAGGGGGAAGAAGGAGAGGUGCAAGUAUUAGAAGAUGAUGUGAAAGAGGAGAAGGAAGGAGUGAUACACGUGUUAGAUGAUGAUAUGAAGGAGGAGGGGGAAGAAGGAGAGGUGCAGGUAGUGGAAGAUGAUAUGAAAGAGGAGAAAGAAGCAAUGGUACAAGUAUUAGAAGACAAUGAGAAGGAAGAAGGAGAAAUACAGGUAUCAGAAGAAGAUGUGAAAGAGGAGGAGGAGGAAGGGGAGGUACCAGAAGAAGAAGACAAUGUUAAGGAGGAAGGAGAAGUACAGCUUUCAGAAAACGAAGAUUCUGAAGAGGAGGAGGAAGGAGAGGUUAAAGAAGAAGAGGAGGAAGAAGACAUGUUGGACGUAAAACAGGAAGAAGGAGUUUCGUCUGGUGAUGAUAGCGACAGUUCGAGUGACGAGGAAGAAGAUGACAGUGCGGAGACUUCGUCGUCGACCGACUCGGAGAGUUCGUCGGGGGCGGAUCAGGCUGACGAGUCUCUAGUAGAUCCCAAGUUGGAGUUUAACCUCGAGGGAGAUCUGAACGACUUACUGAAAGAGCCCAAGGUUGAAGAGCCGGAGGUGGACAACUGGCAGGUCAACGAGGCGGACCACUACCGGGUCACCACCACGCUGAGCCGCUACUUCUGCCCCAAGAAGAUCCAGUGUCGCAACUGUAAGGAGGAGGGUCAUCUGUCCAGGGAUUGUCCCGAGCCUCCGAAGCGUCGGUGCGUGUUCUGCGGCAUGGAAGGACACCUGUUCCAGACGUGUCCCGCCAGUUGCUGCCGCAGGUGCGACAAGCCCGGUCACAAUCAAAGAGACUGCCGGAGCCCGUGGCGCGACCCGACUAAGCCAUGCGGGAGGUGCUGGCUUCCUGGGCACUUCACCGAGAUGUGCCCAGAUCGGUGGAGACAGUUUUACCUGACUGUGGAGCCGGGGCUGCUGAAGCCGAAGAAAAGAGACAGCCGGCCGCCGAAUGACGUCAACUUUUGUUACAACUGCGGUAGACACGGCCAUAUGGGAUACGAGUGUGAGAAGUCUCGACUCAAUCGCUUUGUACCUCCGAGCUACCCGUUCAUCGCCAAGUAUGACGACAAAGGCCAUGCUGGCAGGGAGCUGCAUCGUCAGAUGGGAUGGGGCGGCAGUUUUGACCGGUCGCCAGAACGGAGACGCAAGUCUAGCGAGGGACACAAACAGGGUCGAGCUAAGAAAGCUCUUUUGGAAACUCCCGUUGUAAAACCCCAGCCGGAAGUGAGAGAAAAGAAACGGAAGGGAAAGAAGAGCAAAAGUUCCGAACCGAACGCCAAAAGAAGAAAGAAAGAGGAGAAGUCAGGGGACAGAACUCCGACAUCUCACCUCAGAGACACAUCCGACGCGGGUCUGGCGUCGUCUGAACAAGAACAGCAGUCGGACAGAACGGGACCCGAACCAGACCCGCGCCGGAAUGAGAAGAAGAAGAAGGAGGGGAAGGCAAAUCAGCACAUUUUCUUCGAGGAGGAAGACGAUCACGGCGACUACCAACAGGGUUGUGAGGAUCAGGGAGGGAGCAGAGACAAGGUCAAAGGCCGGGGGCGGAAGACGAGGAGAGAUUCGAAAGAUGGACAGAAGAAGAAAAAGAAGUCGAAGUCGAAUCGGAGUAGAGGGAAAAAGAGUCGGGCAGGAGGUCAGGGGGGUGCGGACAUUGCUCAGCCGUACAGUGACAACAACUCGUACAACGAUGGCCACUCGCAUCACCAGGGGGAGAUGGGUCAAGAGAGAGGUCAGGACUGGGGUCACGAGGGCGGACACUCGCAACCGCACGCCGGCCACAGGCAGGGGACAAAGCGGCGGUCGAGGGAGGAGGGACAGACGCCGCGGAGGAGCUGGAAACGACAGAAGACGACGGUGGAGAACUUCAGCAUCACUGUGAACAACGCGAGCGGUGGCGGUGGCCACCCGCAUCAUCGAGGGUUUUGGGGGGGAGGGGGCGGUGCGGGGGACUACAACUACAACUACAAAGGGCACAUGGAUUCGAACCGUUCCGGUAUGAAGCAUUUCGCCCCAUGUCCUGACCUGAAAGGUCAUCAUCAUCACCAUCAUCAUCAUAACAACAGCAAUGUGCCGAAGAAUUUCAGAAAUAAGUCUGGGUUUAUGUCGAAGAAUGCAGAUUUUAGGAACAUGUCUGGUCAGAUUAAGAAAAAUGAAACUCGGAGGAGAUGGAAAUAGGUCAACGUUUAUUGAGAAGUAUAUGGCGGCUGGGAGAUGAGACGGGCGUGCUGAUGUCGCCAGUCGUAAUAAUCGCGUCAAGAAGUGCCGUGUGAUUCAGAGAUGAAGGUUGUAGUAUUUUUGGAAAAGAUAUUUAUUACUUUCUGUGUUGUUUGAAUGAAACCAGUUUAGACAGUUUAUGUAUUUGAAAGGAUUUGUUGUACGUUGAAAGGGCCAGUCUACCGGAAACGCGAAUAAAUUUUAUUUCAUCGAAGCUCUUGGAGCCACCAGAGAGUGGGCGCUAUAGAGCUGCCGUUUUCUGACGAAACACCUUUUUCUUAUUCACAGCAGUUUCAAGAAAUCAGAUUUUUUUGUUUUUUUUAAUAAUAUCUAAACUAUUUUGCACAGUGCAUCAACAGUUGAUCUCGCACCCUGAAGAGAAGUGUCAUGCCCUGUGCUCGACAGAUAUCAUGAGAAAACCGAAAAUUGCUGAUUUCUUGAAACCGCUGUGAAUAAGAAAAAAGUGUUUUGUCUGAGUACGGCAGAGAGGGGAUCUGUAUUAUUAUUAUUAUUAUUUAUUAUUAUUUUUCAAAGCUUAGUCGAGA